CAGCUGCCGUAAUUCCCCGAAAUGGAAGCAUAUACUGGAAUCAGCUUUAUAGUAAUAUUUGUGGCCUGUACAGUAGGAGAGAGGCUGGGAUGUCCACAGAUUUGCAAAUGCCCUGACAUCCAUCUGUGCCCUCCUGGAACGCCCAUGGUGCUGGACCCUUGUGGAUGUGGGUGCAGAGUCUGUAUACAAGAGCUUGGAGCUGAGUGUGAUGGGCUCAGGCCGUGUGACCCCACCAAGAACCUGACCUGUGACUAUCAGGGUGACCCCGACAGACAAAGAGGACUGUGCAAGGAGACAGAAGAGGAUCCUGUACCCCCGACAGAUCCACCUAUGUGUAAAACAAACACAGACUGGACCCCGUGCUCACGAUCGUGCGGAUUUGGGAAUUCUGUGCGGAUAACUUAUGAGAAAGAAAGCUGCACCCCUAAAGUUGAGAGGAGACUGUGUAUGAUCAGACCCUGCAAGGGGCAAUAUGCCAGUGCCAACUACACGGUCCUGAAGUCUUCCAGUGUCUGCAAUCGUGUCACCCGCUGGUCCCAGCCACUGCACCUCCAUUACCGAGGCUGUGUGACAGAUUACCCCCAGCUUCCCAGAUUCUGUGGCCACUGCUCAGAUGGGCGCCUCUGCUACCCUUCCAUGAGCGAGACACGGCAUUUGUCAUUUCAGUGUCCCCACCGUGGCCGAGACAUCACCCAUAACGUAAUGUUGGUGGUGAGGUGUCAGUGUGGUGGAAAGAGAGGGAAGAAGAGGAAUGGGAACAGAAGGAGGGCAAAUAGCGGAAUGCAGUCAGGGGAAGAGACAGCCGGGCAGUAGAGUUGUCCAACUGAGAGACAGUGGAUCAGUGGAAAAAAGAGACACAGAAUAAAGAAGAAAAAAACUAUUGUGAAGUAUUAGAUGAUUACAAAUAUAUAGGAUAUAGGAUGUUGGACUCCAGUUGGAUAAACAAGCGUAUUUGCUUUCCUUAUAGAAGCAGCGUUUAAACUCAUAGGGCUAAAUGUCAUUUGCAAUAACUAAAAGUAAUUUGUGAUAACUUCUAUACUUUAGUAGCUAUCUCCUAUCUGCGCACCCUCACCGCCUCCCAUCCCAUUGUAAAACCACAUGAUGCAACACGCAGAGACAGCAACCUAUGUAUAACCUCUUCUAGUCCACCUAGCUGGGGCAUAGUGAGAUUGGAGAGCUCACAAUCAUUUCCACACGAGUAGGAAGACUAAAGGAAAUUUAGGGCGGCUAUCCAAUUAGUCCCAAUAAAGCGAUUGUCUCUGAUGCCAUCACUUAGCACGGAUUAUGGUUUGCAUGCAUAAAAAGCAUAAUCCGCAAUAAGUGCCCCUUAGACCCACGAUAGGUGCCGCAAAAAUACAUAGAUCUGCGGCUUUUCACGGAACCUACUGUAUGUAUUUUUGCAUUAAAAACGGUGGUUUUUCACACAACCUAAUUGGAUAGGGGUGAUUAACAAAGCCAUGAAAAACACGUUUUUCAUGGCCAUGUCACUAUCGCGGGUAAUUGGAUACCUCUCUAUUGGGUCUAUUUACUAAGCUUUGGAUGGAGAUAAAGUUGCUGGAGAGAAAAUACCAGCCAAUCAGCUCCUAACUGUCAUGUCACAGGCUGUGUUUGAAAAAUGACAGUUAGGAGCUGAUUGGCUGGUACUUUAUCUCCAGCGACUUUAUCUCCAUCCAAGGCUUAGUAAAUAGACCCCUUAGUAAAUGUCACUGUGCGUUUAUAUAAUCUAUAGGUGGCACUGUUGCUUCUUAUUAAAUUUUACCGUGCUUGUGUAUUGAUAGUAUUCUAAAUCACUUGAAAAAUGACGUCUGCAUUGGCCGGAUUUGGCUAUUUAAGCCCUUGCAAACGCACCAAAGUUCUGCACUAUGGGCCUGAUUGUAAUUUGGAAGUAAGAAAAAAAAAAGCAAGUUACUUUGUAAUACAAUACAUGUUGCCAUAAAAGGGGAAUAAAUACACUUAUAUGUUUUCUGUGCAGGGUAAACACUGGCUGUUUUUGCAUGUAUCCCACAAAUACUGGCUGCUUUAUUUUUACACUGCAAUUUUGAUAUCAGUUUGAACACACCCCACCCAAAUCUAACUCUCUCUGCACAUGUUACAUCUGCCACCCCUGCAGUGCAACUUGGUUUUGCCCAGCUCUACAGUUAAUUGCUUUUUUUGCUUUACUUUAAGUUAGAAGCAGGCUCUGUUUCCCAACAUCAGAGGUUCCCAAAUGCAGUCCUCAAGGCACCCCAAUGGUCCUGGUUUUAGGUAUAUCCAUGCUUGGCCACAGGUGACUUAAUUAGCACCUUGGUCAAUUUAAUUUAACCAUCUGUGCUGAGCCAUGGCUAUACCUAAAACCUGGACUGUUGAGGUGCCUUGAGGACCGCAUUUGGGAACCUCUGCCCAACAUGUAAUACCAGAAGUAAGGGCAUACUAUACCCUUUUACCUACUCAGGGAGGUCCACACAACAACGCACAAUGGGGCUAAUUCAGACUGCGUCGCUGCAGCGGCAGUGAUCGCAGUCUGAAUCAUUUUGUGGAGUGCGCACGUGCAGCGUGCGCACCCCGGGGGCCCAGUGAGAUGCUAUGAGCAUCUCUGGGCAGCGAUCACCUCUGCCUGGAUGACAGGCAGAGGUAGUCACGGGGCGGGAGGGGGCGUGCCAUCAGCGUUAAAACGCCGUUGGCGGGGCGCGGUCGGACAACAGAGGCGUGUCGUGACUGUUGGGUGGGCAGGCCGCGGCAUCUGCGUGAUGUGGGUGGGCGGGGUGCGGCGGUUAGCUCCCUGCCAGAGCGCAGGAGCUGCGCUGGCAGGUAGCUACUCAUCAGGUACAAAAGCAUCGCUGACGUGCAAUGCUAUUGUACAUUGCGGAUUGUGGGGGGGGGGGGGGGUAGGGACUGACAUGCUGGGCGGACUAGCCCUGUGCUGGGCGUCCCCCCGCAUUUCAGAGUAACUCUGAAUCACCCCCAAUAUUAGCACAAUAAUUGUCUAUGAUACUGGAUUUGAAUUGCAAAAAAACGCGGUCAUUAUUUCAGCUCGCUCCUAUCUGAAUUGCCCCCGUGACGGGUCUGCUGACUCUGGGAUAUUAGCUUCUUCUUUUUCCUACUUUGCACCCAGACAAUAUUUUUGGUGCCUCGUUGCAGUGAUACGUGGGUUAUUAUCACUGUUGUUGUUUAUUCAUAAAGCACCACAAAAGCUGCAGCACUGUACAGUGGGGAAGUAGCGUAUAAUUACAUAGACACAGAGGAUCAACAGGUAAAGUAGUGGACACAGAGACAGGGGGAUGUGUAUCACGCCUUGGAGAGAGAUAGGGCGGGAUGUACUACGCAUGGCAUUGUGGAUGUGAUACAUCCCACCACUUAUCAGGUGCAUACCUGCGUUAAUAAUGGCAUUUUUCCCAUGCGUCUGAUGAAGUGUGCGCCGCAGGAAACACUGGGAGGGAUCCCUCUCAGGGAAGAAUGCAAAUAGAAUCCCAUAGGCUUCUGUUAGGCAAUGCCUUCUAUAGAUGGCAUUGCCUACCAGGUCCAAGCUCUGGUAAGUUUCAGAGCUUUGUACAUACGGGGAAUGCAGACACAACUUUUUUUGCCCGCAUUUUCAUUUUAGUACAUCCCGCCCUAAAUUGUAGAAAGAUCAAGGGGUCUAUUUACUGAGCCUUGGAGAAAAAGUGGAGAGAGAUAAAGUACCAACCAAUCAGCUCCUAACUACCCUGUUACAGGCUGUGUUAGAAAAAUGACAGUUAGGAGCUGAUUGGUUGGUGCAUUAUCUCUCUCCAAGGUUUGAUACAUCUCCCCCACAGUGCAUAACACUUGUGGUAAAGAACUUGCAGGAGACUAGAUAUAAGGACACACAGGUGGAUGAGAUCGGAGCGAACAAGGAGACAGGAGGACCAGUUUGUCUGACCAAUUUAUGAACAGGCCUAUCAGAGAUUUGUCAAUAUCUUCCAGUUCUUGCCUUGACUUCAACCAUUAAUUUACGCUUGAAUAUAAUAGUGGCACCCAUGUUUCCCAUUAGGGGUUCAGUCAGUCAUGUGAGUUUUUUUAGACAAGCCUUUAAAGCAUGCUCGUGACCUAUACCUAGUGUAAGCAGCCAUUUUGUGAGAGCACACUCUGGACCUAUACCCGGUGGAAGCAGUCAUUAUGCGGUAGCACACAUGACCUAUACCCGGUGGAAGCAGCCUUUUUGUGAGAGCACACUUGUGACCUAUACCCGGUGGAAGCUGCAAUUUAGUGAAAGCACAUUCAUGACCUAGGCUAUAACCAGUGUAAGCAGCCAUUUUGUGGAAGCUCACAUGACCUAUACCCAGUGUAAGCAGCCAUUUUGCAGGCGCACACAUGACCGUCCUAUAGAGAACACAGCCUAUGAAUUUACCAGACAUAACAGUGGCGACUUCAGACGGUGCAUUUUAAUUCCCAGGAAAAUUAACUUUAAAAUAGAAAAGUAAUUCAAUCUGUUAAGUUUCAGUGACAAAGAUCUACAGCAGCUCUAAAUGGCUCCUUCUGUGUGAAUAGUCUCCUGUCACCCACCCCUGGGGUUGUUUCGUAUGCCAGCUACGGCCACCAUUGCAGCUCGUUUCAUAAUUAUUCUGAUUUCUCUCUGAAUAUUGAGACGCAAGUCCUCUCUGUCUAUUCCAUUUAGAACUGAAUAAAAUGCUGUCACAUGUU
Messenger RNA from Pseudophryne corroboree (corroboree frog), 4635 nucleotides. RefSeq names its product CCN family member 2-like. Gene Ontology annotation, cellular component: extracellular matrix; extracellular region. The transcript is spliced from 4 exons. NCBI's taxonomy places the organism in Eukaryota, Metazoa, Chordata, Amphibia, Anura, Myobatrachidae. The coding region runs from base 22 to 813 and encodes 263 amino acids. Gene Ontology annotation, molecular function: heparin binding; integrin binding. Gene Ontology annotation, biological process: cell adhesion; signal transduction. The record is from RefSeq and is a predicted model, not a curated record.